Molecule: messenger RNA, 1358 nt
Organism: Spodoptera littoralis (African cotton leafworm)
Lineage: Eukaryota; Metazoa; Arthropoda; Insecta; Lepidoptera; Noctuidae
Source: the annotation of a GenBank genome assembly
CUACUCUUCAAAACUAAAAUAAAUAAUAAUGCAUUGUGGAAGCUAUUCCAAUUUAUCAAAUAAACAUUGAAAUUGAACAUUAGGUAAACAAAACACGUCGGUCGUGUUUCAUUCAUCGUUGUAUGGAUAUAGUGAAUGAAUUUCCUUGCGGUGCCCGUGCUAUGUAAGAGGACUGGCGACGCCAUAUGAUGGCUUUGUUCAUGGGCAGCAGCUGCGCUUUGCUCGCGAAACGGUCGCUUGUACCUGAACAGGUAACAGAAGCAACAGGUCAUUUCUCCGGGCGAGGGGAGCGCGGCUACCGGCCGCCGUCCCCGAGACAGUCGCGUACUGUUCUCCGCGGUGACUGCACGCCGCUGCUCGCGUCCGCGCGCUCCACAAACCGCGAUAUAUUUCGAUUACAUCGCGCAAGUAAUGUGCGCAAACGCACACCUCAGUAAUCCGUUUGUUGACAGCCAGUCGUGACAGUGCAAAUGUCUCCCAGUUUAGAAGGGAUCAUGUUCAACCGAAACACGAACCUGUCGGCGCGCCGGCCGUUGUUGGCGGAACCGCAAAAGCCUCUAAUGGUCCCACCACGCGCGCCUCCCCGCGACACUGGCCCGCACCGGCCCUUGCCCGCGCCCAGGAACCUGCCUACAGAUUAUUCUUACGAAUACCGACCAGAUUACUGGAAACCAUCGAACGUCGAACUCGAAAGACGGCUACAUGAGACAAGGGCACGCGAGAAAGUUGGAUACUUUCAAGACAAAGUUACAGCUCCAGAUCUCAGUUUGGACCGCAGAGAAGCAGAGCUCGUGUUCAGGUUCGAUCCACAGGCGUCUGACGAAUAUCUUACGAGCCAGUAUCGUGCUCCGGUAGUGCAUUAUGCGAAGCCCCCGACUCCGGCGAACGGGUUCGCUGCCCGUGUGCCCGAGAGAGACGGGCCGUUCGUGUUCGGUGUGCACAGUCCGAGCCAGUUCCCGAUUUCGCGGCGGGACGAUGACGACUACGACUACUCCGAAGUGGCUGAAGAGAACGGCCGCACUGUGAUACGAGACGAUGUGUCUGAAGACUUGAAUUGCUGUGAUAAAGUGAACGAGUGGGCGGUCAGGGAUAAAAAGAGCAGACGGACUUUGAACCGCAUGUUUCAGAUUAAAGACAGAAGGAAGGUGAAAGGUGGAAAGAAAGAGAAGAUAAAGUGUGUGUUGGUGGGUGAUGGAGCUGUUGGGAAGAGCUCGUUGAUAGCGGCAUACGCGCAGGAUACAUUUCGGGAAGACUACCAGCCUACAGCAUACGACACAUUCAAUGUGGUUAGCGAAGUAGGUAACCCAGAGAACAUCUGGCUCAGUUAUUGCCUCGCAAUAGUGUUCUGGCUAAUGUAA